This is a messenger RNA of Drosophila serrata, 348 nucleotides long. RefSeq lists its product as uncharacterized. Lineage: Eukaryota; Metazoa; Arthropoda; Insecta; Diptera; Drosophilidae. The record is from RefSeq and is a predicted model, not a curated record.
AUUGCUCAAAGUUUCAAAUGUCCAAUUUUAAGAUAGCCUAUGCCUGUCGUUAUUGUGGCAACAUUAUCGGCUAUAAGUCAGCCAAGGCAGGUGAAACCCCCUACGAUGUGCUAUUGACAAGGAUCUACAACUUGUUAUACGAGAACAGGAUCAGAGUGACCUCGAAUGGGGAAAAGUAUCUGAACCUUCAUUGCUCCAAAUGUCGCCUGGAACUAGGACUCCAUUGCCUGGCAAGUGAGAGGAAUAUCGAAUUGAAUGGAAUAAGUCUCCUGCAAAAGGCUCAUCUGGUGGUAUAUGACUCCUUUGAGGUGCCAUUCGAACUACCACACACUGAGUCAGAAUAAAGUU